CUGCAGUAACAUGACCCUGUGUGUGUGUGUGUGUGUGUGUGUGUGUCCCUCAGGUGAUGACCCCGGAUAGAUCAUGUCUGAGGUUCAGGGCACUAUCGAGUUUGCGGUGGAGUUACACAAGUUCUACAAUGUGGACCUGUUCCAGCGAGGGUUUUACCAGAUUCGAGCCUCGUUGAAGAUCCCGCCCCGUAUCCCUCACAGAGUGACAGCAGCCCUGACAGGGGAAGGUGGCCCUGGCUCCGCCUGUGUCCAGGACGGCUCGGUGCACAGCCAGACCUUCCAGAUCCUCUACCGCAACGAGGAGGUGCCCAUCAACACCCCCUGUCUCUUCCGUGUCCAUCUCCUGCUGGACGGGGACAGAGUGGAGGAGGCCUUGAACGAGGUGAACUUUGAGCUGAAGCUCGACUUGCACUUCACCGAAUCCGAGCCUCAGCUGAACGAAGUGACCGGCGUCCCCCUGAUCAGCAGUCGCCGGCUCAGCCUUCACUUCCACCCCCGGCGAGGGCUACACCAUCACGUACCCGCCAUGUUUGACUACUUCCACCUCUCCGUGAUCUCCGUCACCGUCCACGCUGCCCUGGUCGCUCUGCACCAGCCUCUGAUCAGCUUCCCGCGGUUGGGGAAGGGGUCCUCCUGGCUGGGGAAGAGCGGUCAGGAGAUGGAGGUCGAGGCGUCUCACCAGCCACUGUCCCUCGAAAACCUGGUGUUCGGCUCCGGUUACUACAAACAGCUGACAGUCGAGGGCAGCCUGGUGAGCAGUGAGUGCUGCGUGCAACACGCCAGCCGAUGGCACCAGAAGCUGUGCCACGCACUGCUGUCCGCCUACAGAGGGCUUCUCUCCUACUACGCGGCCAUCCUGCAACACGUCCCAGCGCUGCAGCACGUCUCCCUGGAAGCCGGUAGCGUGGAGGAGACGCUCGGCGUGUUGUGCGCUAACCUGCAGGGGCUGAGCAGCCCGGAGAAGAUGGCGGAGCAGAUCAGCAGGGACCUGGAGCAGCUCUGCUCCUACCUCACCACCCUCUGGACCCGGUUCCUGGAGAGCGUGACCCUGCAGCCCGAAGUGACGGCCUUCCUGAGCCAAGAACACCACACGCUCCGGGUGAAGAGAUUCUCGGAGGCUUUUUUCUACAUGGAACACGAGAAGGAAACCGCUCUCACUUUCCAGGAACAGCUACUCCAGAGCCACCAUCAGAUAGCGGGGGCUGUGCGGAGCUCUGCGUACCUCACCAGCAUGCCCCCGCUGCCCGCCGAGUGCCUGCAGAUCGACGGAGACUGGAGCACCCUCCCCAUCAUCUUCGAGGAUCGCUACGUGGAGCCUCUCAGCAGACGUAACGAACCCACUGAGAUACUCACGGAGCGGAGCUGCGGGCGGGAGCCGGCGUCCAGCGAGAGCCUGAGCCCAGCGCUGGACAUGGAGCCGAGUGAGAGCCUGAGCCCUGGGCUGGAGAUGGCGUCUGGUCAGACUGUGAGGCCGGAGCCCAUUGACGUGGUGAUGGUGAAGCUGUGCGGGCAGGAGAGGGAGGGGGAGGGGGAGGGGGACUCGCUGCUGCCCCUGAGCGCAGCCCAAACCCAAGCCCCGGAGGACGAGGAGGACGAGGAGCAGACGGUUACCGUGGAGGCCGAGUGCGGCCAAGUGGAGCUGAUCCCCUGCGGGAACCAGAGGCUGGACGUGGGCCGAGGCCCAGGGGGCCCCUCGGAGCCCUCACGGGGGGCAGACGUGGGGGAGCCACCCCACGUCUCGGGGCUGACGUUCAUCGAGGUCAAGCCCAGCAGCACAGACCCCUACCGGGGGGAGGCUGUGCUGUUGGUGGGCAGGGGCGAGGGAGGGGGCGAGAGCGAGGGAGGGGGAGGGGGCCGAGGGCCCGGCUGGCCCUGGGGCUGGGGGGACAGCGGGGAGACGGCCCGGAGCGAGGGGGAGGAGGAGGAGAGGGAAGGGGGUCUGAUUAAACGCUCCCAGUCGCUGAUGUCGGACUCUGGGAUCGGCAGUGAGUUGGGGUCCAGGGGCCUCGCGUCCCAGCACCAGGUCCAGCACCAGACCCGGGGCCGGAGUGGGCUCAGCAGCCAGGGCGGGGGCUCGUCGGGGGGCUUCAGCCAGACCGACGGGGGCAGCAGCCUGCCGGCGGUCCAGGCCUCUCUCACCUCCAUCAGCUCACUGCCCUUCGAGGGCGAAGAGGAGGAAGAGGAGGGGGGGUUGGGGGAGGUGGAGAAAGGGGAGGGGGAACUGGGGCAUCUCCUGACCAAAUCUGCCUCCGCCCCACACAUCAGCAGCUCCGAGCGAGAGGGAGAGGAAGAGGGAGAGCGCGAGGGGCAUCGAGAGGCAGAGAGUGAGGGCAAGGAGGAGACUGAGGGCUCCUCAUUGAGGUGCUCACCACCUCGAGAGGCCUUGGAUCUAGACCGGGCACCGGGGGGCUUGUCGCUAGCCGGGCGUCCGGCUUUGCCAGUCACAGGUCAUCAAGACGGACAACAGUGCCACGAGCAGCCCCCGGGAGGAGGUCUCGCGGCCCACCACCCGCCCUCAGUUUCGGCGAACAGCCUGGUGACUGGGCGGGGGUUGCAGGCAGCCGUUGGUGAGCUACCGCCAGCCUCCGAGGGACAUCAGGCCUCGGAGGGAGGUGGGCCAGACGGGCACAGGUUUUGCCAGGAGGAGGCAGGAGCGGGGAGGCGGUGGGACGAGCAGGGCAAGGCAGGGGUGACCCGGGCCGUGGGCGAGGGCAAAGCCCCGGGGACUGGAGCCACCGCCACGACCGGUGAGAAGAGGAAUGUGGUGGAGGUGGUGAACCUGUCGGUGUCCUGUGCCGCCACCUGCCUGCCCUUCUCCUCCAUGCUCCGGGACUCGCCCCGCAACGCCAACAACGCCGCCUCCUCCUCCUUCGCCGCCCGGCACCUCUCCUCGCCCGUCACCAGGCAACCCGUGGGCUCCUUCGGCAUCGCCAACGCCGACUGCCAGGCUGGCGACGAGGACACCAACGAGAGGAUGGUCAGUUUUUUCCAGGCUAAAGAGGAGCUGAUGGCGGAGCUGCGUUUGGGGGGGUCUCUGUACAGUGACCUGCCCGUCCUGGCCUCCCACACCCCCUACUUUACCCCGGAGGAGGAGGAGGACACCGGCGAACCCAUCCAUCUGGUGGUGUGCGUGCACGGGCUGGACGGGAACAACGCUGACCUGAGGCUCGUCAAGACCUUCAUCGAGCUGGGCCUCCCCAGCGCGAAGCUGGACUUCUUAAUGUCAGAGCGGAAUCAGAGUGACACCUUCGCCGAUUUUGACGCCAUGACGGAUCGCCUCUUGGACGAGAUUAUUCAGCACAUUCACCUCUACAACCUGACCGUCUCCCGAAUCAGUUUUAUCGGUCACUCUCUGGGGAAUAUCAUCAUUCGCUCGCUGUUGACCCGGCCUCGGUUCCGCUGUUACCUGCGGAAGCUUCACACCUUCCUGUCGCUGUCCGGCCCUCACCUGGGCACUCUCUACAACAACAGUGCCCUGGUCAGCACAGGUCUGUGGCUGAUGCAGAAGCUGAAGAAGUCGGGAUCGCUGCUUCAACUCACCUUCCGAGACCAGCCCGACCCCCGCAAAACCUUCCUCUACAAACUCAGCGAGAAGCCAGGUGCUGGUCAACGGCUAACACCGUGUGUGAGGGAGAGAGAGAGAGAGAGAGAGAUGUACAGUGAAUUGUGUCUCAACAUAUAA
Molecule: messenger RNA, 3682 nt
Organism: Callorhinchus milii (elephant shark)
Lineage: Eukaryota; Metazoa; Chordata; Chondrichthyes; Chimaeriformes; Callorhinchidae
Product: protein FAM135B-like
Source: RefSeq, a predicted model, not a curated record